Messenger RNA from Erigeron canadensis, 1655 nucleotides. RefSeq lists its product as uncharacterized. Gene Ontology annotation, molecular function: DNA-binding transcription factor activity; DNA binding. Gene Ontology annotation, biological process: ethylene-activated signaling pathway; regulation of DNA-templated transcription. The coding region runs from base 103 to 1263 and encodes 386 amino acids. The transcript has 3 exons. Lineage: Eukaryota; Viridiplantae; Streptophyta; Magnoliopsida; Asterales; Asteraceae. The record is from RefSeq and is a predicted model, not a curated record.
UUUAUAAAUUAAUAUAUAUUCAUACAUCUUUUUAACUAACUUCAGUAAUACUAAUCAAUUAGCUAGCUAGCUAGCCUAAACAUAUAUGAAUUAAAUAUUGCUAUGGCCACACCUGAUGAAGUUGCUGCUCUUGAAUUCAUCAGACAACAUCUACUUCUCGACGAAUUCGAAUCAUCUCCAAUCGAACAAAUCUUCACCGAGUUCACAGACGAUAAUUGCAGCAGCACUGCUAGUUGUGGUAGUAGUACUACUACUGGCUCGAUUUCCACCUCCCCUGUUUCUUCGUGCUCUAACAAGUCGUUAUAUGCAAAACAUGAGCCAACGGUUGGUCAUGUUACUCGUAAUUAUAGAGGGGUGAGACAAAGGCCGUGGGGGAAGUUUGCAGCCGAGAUACGAGACCCAAAGCGUCGUGGGUCGAGGGUGUGGUUAGGUACAUUUGAUAAUGCGAUUGAUGCUGCGGAAGCAUAUGACAGAGCUGCAUUUGCUAUGCGGGGUAGUAAGGCGAUUCUCAAUUUUCCUCUUGAUGUUGCUGCGUUAAAACAUACUAAUAGUAUUAAUAAUGGCCAACGUCAUAGAAUUAGGAACAGAAUUGUGAUACCAUCACCGACAUUAUUUGACACUGUCACCACCACCAAUAGUACCAUCACCGAUACCAUUAGACUAGAGGUGCAAGAAAAAACCGAUCAACUGAACCGACUCGAUUGGAAACCGUAUAUAUUAACUUUAAUCCUUGAAUAUAUUAAUCAAAAACCUUUAUAUAUCAUGGCUACACCUGAUGAAGUUGCUGCUCUUGAAUUCAUUAGACAACACCUUCUAGGUGAAUUCGAAUCAUCGACAUCUCCUAUCGAUGAUCAAAUAUUGAUCACCGAAUUCAAAGACGAUAAUUAUUACACUAGUUGUAGUACUAGUACUGGCUCGAUUUCCACAUCUCCGGAUUCUUCGAGCUCAAAACAGCAUGAAGAUCCAAUUAUUAUGGUCAACAACGUUGAUCAUGAAAUCGUGUCUGGUGCGUCGAGAAGAAGACAAGUAGGGAGAAAUAAUAAUAAUACUCGUAACAAUUAUAGAGGUGUAAGGCAAAGACCAUGGGGGAAAUAUGCAGCCGAGAUACGAGACCCAAAACGUCGUGGGUCGAGGGUGUGGUUAGGUACUUUUGAUAAUGCGAUUGAUGCCGCGGAAGCGUAUGACAGAGCUGCAUUUGCCAUGCGGGGUAGUAAGGCGAUUCUCAACUUCCCUCUUGAGGUUAAUUGCCACGACGAAUUAUGAUAGAUGAAAGGAACUGAUCGAUCGAUCGAAACAUGAAAUGGAGAUGGAGAGAAAGUGGGUCGUGUUCUAUAUACGAAGAGCGUGGAUGAUCGAUUAUAUAUGAUGAUGAUAUGUCUGGAACUGAUCGAUCGAAACAUGCUGAUGAUAUAUGAACUUGCUAAAUAUGGAAAGUCAAAGUUUCCUUUAAUUAUCAAGUUACAUAAUAUAUAUGUCGUUUUUUAUGAAUAAGUACGUACCUUUGUAAUCUCAUCUAAUUAUUUGAGAUAAUUAAUUAAAAGCGUCUGUACAUGUACUAUUCGGUGAAGUACCUUUGUAAUCUGUCGAUCGGGUGGCAAAAACUAGCUAGCUUCUUCUUCUUUUAAUUUUAGCAUUUCCAUCUUUUUAUACAAUAA